Nothoprocta perdicaria is the source of this 4290-nucleotide messenger RNA. It is a transcript of the gene ANGEL1, whose product is annotated as angel homolog 1. The coding region runs from base 1 to 2172 and encodes 723 amino acids. The record is from RefSeq and is a predicted model, not a curated record. Gene Ontology annotation, molecular function: 3'-5'-RNA exonuclease activity. NCBI's taxonomy places the organism in Eukaryota, Metazoa, Chordata, Aves, Tinamiformes, Tinamidae. The transcript has 12 exons.
AUGCAGAAAGUUUUGACACACAAGAUCGUGCUAAAAGCGCGGACAGAUACUGCUGACCUCGAUGCUUUCUUUACCUGUCGAAAGAAUGUGCUUCUGGCGAAGAGCACGUCCACCCAGGUAGAGGGCAUCUUUGCGGCAUCCGGAGGAAGGUCGGUCCCAGAAGAGCAAGAAGCCCUGCUCCAGCAGUGGCUGGAGGAAGGAGCAGGGAGCUUGCCAGCCAGUGAGAGUGCUCCAGCAGUGGGGAAGGUGUCGGCUGCCCUCACUAGUGACUGGUUAGAAGGUUCGGAGUUAUUGAUGACUAGCCUUAGUGACCUGAAUUCGGCUCCAGAAGUCACGUGGUGUGCCGGUCAGCAGCUUGCAGAGCUACACACCUUGGCAUCUUCAGAACCACAAGAUCAUGCGGUGGCUGAACUGGCAAAAUUACCAGCAGAGGAAGCGGUGGCUGUGGUAGGCAGUGCCCCUUGGGCAGCUGUAAUGCCACAGACGGAUCACCAGCUAGUUGACUGUGCCACUAUAGAUGUAGAAGGGCAGAAUGAAGACCCAGCUGUGCUGGCAUGGAGCUUAGCACAUGAUGCAGAGAUAGUGCCAGUGGAGGCCCCAGCCUGGACCAUUCAGAAUAUGGAACAGUUUCAGCCUCUUCCAGCAGAGGUGCCCUACCAUGAGAUCUUAUGGAGAGACUGGGAAGAUCUUUCUGUCGAGCCCUAUGGGCCAGACCAGGUCUCAGGAAACAUGCCCCUGUUUGAAUUUCGGGUGAUGUCUUACAACAUCCUGGCCCAGGAUCUGGUGGAACAGGGUUUUGAUCUCUAUCUACACUGCCAUCCAGACAUCCUGAACUGGAACUACCGCCUUCCAAACCUUUUGCAGGAAAUCCAGCACUGGGAUCCCGAUAAACAAACAAACAAAAAAAGACCUGGGAAGAUGCUGUCUGCUCGUACAUUUAAGGUUCUGUGUCUCCAGGAGGUACAAGAGAACCAUUACUGGGAGCAGCUGGAACCCACGUUCAGGAUGAUGGGCUUUGAAUGCUUCUAUAAGCGGAGAACGGGCAGGAAAACAGAUGGCUGUGCAGUAUGCUAUAAGCACAGCAAGUUCCAGCUGAUCAGUGUCAACCCCAUAGAAUAUUUCCGGCCUGGUCUGGACAUCCUCAAUCGGGAUAAUGUGGCCUUGGUGCUCUUGCUGCAGCCCCUGCUUCCAGAGGGCUUGGACCUGAAGAUGGUCAGUCCGUUGUGUGUGGCCAACACUCACGUGUUGUACAAUCCCCGCCGGGGGGAUGUCAAACUUGCGCAGAUGGCCUUGCUGCUAGCAGAGAUCGACAAGAUUGCCAAGACUGCUGAAGGCAGCUACUACCCUGUCAUUUUGUGUGGCGACCUGAACUCUGUGCCUGAUUCUCCGCUGUACAAAUUCGUCCGGAACGGUCAGCUUUCUUACCAUGGGAUGCCGGCCUGGAAGGUUUCUGGGCAGGAGGACUUCUCCCAGCAGCUGCAUCCCCGGAAGCUGCUGGCCCCGCUGUGGCCGAGCUCGCUGGGCCUCUCGGACAACUGCCAGUUCGUCUCUGCGAGCCCGCCGAGGCAGCCGGACAGACGCAAGUACAGCCGGGACUUUCUGCUGCAGUUCCAUUUCUGCGACAUGGCCUGUGAACGACCACCACAUUUGAUCCUCUUGGAAGGUGUGACAGAUGCUAAACCAGACCGUCCUGCACACUGGCCCAAGCAUGCUGCUGUGGUGAAUGACCCUGAUUCCCAGUUCGGCUUCCCAAGGUCUUCAGGCGUUAUUCAGCAUGGUCUCAACCUGACCUCAGUCUACAGUCACUUCCUGCCCCAGCGAGGGCGCCCGGAGGUCACGACCAUGCCCAUGGGGCUCGGAGCCACCGUUGAUUAUAUCUUCUACUCAGCAGAGCCCGUGGAGAAUGGGGACAGAGGGGGUCGCAGACUGUAUCAGGAUGGAGCCCUGAAGCUGCUUGGCCGACUUUCCCUCCUCUCUGAGGAUGUCCUGUUGAUGGCAAAUGGCUUACCCAAUCCUUUCUGUUCGUCUGACCAUCUCUGCCUGCUGGCUAGCUUUGGCUUGGAGAUCUCCAGCCUCAGAGAGGCCUCGGAAGGUGUUCAGCACUUGAGGAGGAUGCCCACCAAAACCAGCUGCCAUGAUUGCCUGGGACAGGAGGAUGAUGAUGAUUACUGAUGAUGAUUUUUUUCUGCAACUGUGUUUCUUUAGUUAGAACCUAUGGCUGAAUUCUUUAAAGCUGCCUUAUUAUAAAUCCAACCUAUUAAAUACUGUAAAGCCACAAGAAGGUGCGAUCACUGAUCAGAGUGACGAUCUGAGUGCACAAAGCAGGGCUGUUCCUCCUUGCACUGCCGUCACCUUGCUGAUGACUGUGAUUGGAGUGCACUGCUGGGCUUUGCAAACACACCUAGGGCUCAUCCAAGUGAAGAGGGAGCCUCUGUGGCCUCAUCUAGACGUGGAACACGUGCAGACCUUCCUGGGAUCCCAGCUCCUCCAGUUUGCCUUCCUGUUGUGCCAGUUAAUGGAAUUACUGUCUCUGAUGCUGCUCUUACCAGACUGCAGCCGCUUUGUUUGAGUGCUUCCCGCGGCUCCGAUACUCUGGAAUGCACACUGUAAUUCCUGCUGUCCAACUUACUGCAUCGUGAUGGAAGUACGAGAUGUUUGAGUGUCUGCAGAGACCUCAUCUGCUGUGCUGAUAACACAUCUCGUGCCACCUCCCUCCUUUUGUCAGCUGCACAUGCUUGGCAUUUCCUGUCGGGACAAGUCAUCCUCCAACUGCCACUGGGAAUGUCACUCUAGGCCUGAAACUCUCUUUCUCUUUUCUUGUAAUGGCAGAUCUGGGUUGUGCAUUCUUAUGCUCUGAUGGAAUAGGAAUGUUGUACAGUGGAGCUGGAACGUUUCUUUUUUCCUGACUGUUUUCAGACAGACACAGUUUUCAAGGUGCUGAAGUCUGGUAGGCAGAUUGGGCUAGACAUUGGCCUGCACUGCAGCAAGAGACAUUUGCUCCAUCCAGUCUGUCUUUUUUCUUUUUCUCUCUCUCAAAGGAGAUUUGUCAUCAAAUCCGAGCUGUGUUACUUAGUUUGAGGGCUGACAGUUUUCGGCUGCACUGCUUUGCUCCUCCUGCAUGGCAAGCCAGCUGCAGCAACCCUCAGUUUAUUCAGUUCACAGCUACCUUCAGCAGCUGCUCUCAGACCAGCUAUUCUAAAGGCUUUCUCACUUUUCCUCCUUCCCCUCCUCCAAAAAAAGGGAUGGGAGAUAGCAAGGCAGCCACUCCUUGGCAAAAUGAAAGCCAGGAAAGCCAACUCAACAGAGUAAGUAGGACAGGAGGGACUUCAGUUGUCCAUAGCAGGUCCUCUGCCUCUUCACAAUCUUACCGUCUAUGCACUGAGACAAUUCUUGAAGAAUUAUUUUUCCCUACCACCACCAUUAAUAUCCUGUGUGCUUCUAGGCAUGUGAGGCCCUUAAAUUUUGCAGUCUUCUUGACAUAAUAGCCGACCAGUAAUAUUACUAUUUUUAUUGAUUUCUGAGUUAUGUGGUUUGUACAGCUUCUUUUCAGGCUCUUUUCCAUAACAAAGGCUUUGUAUUAAGGUCUAAAUAGUGUAGUGUCCAAAUGACUUAAGAAGUUGGAAGUGUAGAAACUGUCAACAACGGGAUGAAAGUCUGAUCUAAGAGGGAACAGAAAGUGUUAUUUUUAAAUCUCAGCUGUGGACCAGUCACUGCUUUACCUCUCUGUCUAACACUCAGCCCACCCCAUGUGUCUACUGGGGCUUUAGGGGCGAUCUCAUUUUUAAGAAAGUCAGAUAUGGGGCAGAGGGCAUUCUCAAACAGCUCUACGACCCUCCACUGAGAUGAAGCAGAGGUUUAGAGAGGCUACAGCAUUUAAUUAGAAGACAGGGAGCAAGAAUUCCUCUACUGCGGAAGGACUGUUGUGAACUUCUGGGCUUGAGCACGCUCUUUGCCGGCUUAUGAUGUGGUUACUAUUCUCUUAGUUUCUUAAUGUGACCUAUCAAGUGCUCUGCAAUUAUUUUCCUCCCCAAGGCACCAAACAACUGUCCCCAAGGCAGAGUUGUUUAUAUAGUUUAACUUAGCUGAAAGGGACUGGUGCAUGUGUGCCCCUCUUUGGAGGGACAGGGUGAGGGGGUGCUUAUUCCUUCCCUGCACCCAUACAUGAGCUCUCAGCCUGCUUGCCUACAUCCUGGCCUUGGUCCCAGCUAUUACUCAUUUCCCAAAGAGAAGGAUAUGUUAUGCCUGAAAGAUGAUACCUUGAAUAAAGUUGGAUCCCCCUUGUUGGGGAAA